AUGAGAUUCGAAGAGGACUUCCAAAACCACACUGCCAAUGGUAUAAAGUCUGCCGAAGCAAACUUCCGCGAGAAGGUUGCCGGUCGUCAAGUACCAUGGUCAAGACAUUGUCGCUCAGGCUUCAUCACAACAGAGGAGUACGAGCUCAUUGACAAAUACGAUAAGAAGCCAGAGCCAGAGAAGAGAGCUAUCUUUUUGAAUGAGGGAGAGAGAUUGUCUAGAUUCUUUGUUGACUUUUUGAACAAGGUCGCUGAUUUGGAGACCGUUCAAUAUGUCCUAUACUUGAUCAACGAGAUCAUUAGCAUUGAACCAAAGGCAUUGGCUCAGUUUGCCAAGUUGUCAAAGGAGGACGACCCAGAGUACCCACUGAUGACAUUCUUUAGAAUGACUGGCCGUGAGGAUAACAAUGCUUACGUCAAUUUGCUCACUGGUAGAAUCAUGGGUAACUUGAUGUCGGUCACCGCGCCACAGAAGAAGGAUCUGGAGCGCUUUGUCAACUGGACACUGCCACUGCUGCGCAAGACAGAGUCCCGCGAGGUCGAGGUCGCCUUGAUCGCCCUGCAGCCAUUCUUUUUGAAAGAAGACAACAGAGUACUCUUUAUCUCUCUCAAUGGACCAGAGCACUUGACAGACAUCCUGUCAGUUCAAUCGACAUCCUCCACUCCAGUGCUCUCAUUGCUCUAUGAGGCCUUAUAUGCAUUUUGGUUGCUGUCCUACAACGAGUCGUUCGUCAAGUGGGUCUCUGGCAAGCACGUCAUCUCCAACCUCGUGUCAAUCAUCAAGGCCAUCACCAAGGAGAAGAUCGUUCGUUUGGCCAUCUCAUCCCUCAGAAACUUGCUUGGACAUGGUGACAACAAUGAAGAGAUGAUCGAGUGUGGAUUCGUCCGCAUGUUGAACUUCCUUAGCAACAAGAAGUGGGGAGAUCAAGACAUUGUCGACGAUAUCUCAACCCUGUCUGAGACAUUGUCACAGGAUAUCGCUAGAAUGAGUUCAUUCGAUAAAUAUAGAGCAGAGGUGUUGUCCAAGGAGUUGGAGUGGUCGCCAGUGCACAAGUCCGAGAAGUUCUGGAAGGAGAAUGCCGUCCGCUUCGAGGAGAACUCUCACAAUGUACUCAAGUUUUUGCACCUUAUACUACAAAAGUCCGACAAUCCUCUCCACAUUUCGAUCGCCUGUCACGACCUUGGAGAGUUUGUCCGUUUCCAUCCACGUGGAAAGAUUAUCAUCGAGACACUUGGAAUCAAGACCGACAUUAUGAAGUUGAUGACCAAUCCAAACGAGGAGGUGAAGAAGCAAGCCUUGUUUGCUCUGCAGAAGAUGAUGAUCAACAACUGGGAGUACCUUUCAUCAAAGUAA
Molecule: messenger RNA, 1353 nt
Organism: Acytostelium subglobosum LB1
Lineage: Eukaryota; Evosea; Eumycetozoa; Acytosteliales; Acytosteliaceae
Exons: 7
Coding region: 1-1353 (450 amino acids)
Biological process (GO): proton transmembrane transport
Cellular component (GO): vacuolar proton-transporting V-type ATPase, V1 domain
Molecular function (GO): proton-transporting ATPase activity, rotational mechanism
Source: RefSeq, a predicted model, not a curated record